AAUUACUUCAAAUAACAGCCAGCCUAACGUGUUUGUAGCGAAAUAGUUGCGUUUCACCGCCAUUUUUAGAAAUGGCCUCCCUUCAAAUCAAUACAAAGAAAUGUUCAUUAGGACUUUUUUAUUGAUUAAAUAAAAAGGAAGACUUUAAUGUCUCCGGCACAUUUCCUACCGACGAAGACAGAUGAGACUCUGAAAGGGACAAGCGGUAGAAAAUGGAUUGAUGGAUGGAUACUCUGCCACCCCUGGAGGAACCAUGCGAUAUGACAGUGCUGGGUCAAAGUGCGGAUUGUUUGUCUCCUGGCUGCACCUCGGCCGCCUCCCUGUCGGCUCGGGCGUUGGCAGCAUGACUCGUAGAAGGACGUGAGGGAACCUGCGCGGGGGCUGACGGUGUUAUUUCGGGUGACCCUGGAGGAGAAACUGGAAACGAAGUCGCAAGGAAAUGGGCCCCCGAAUCGACUGUUGAUGGCAGCCAAAAGGAAAUACACGGACACGGAAUUGCCCCCUCAGGAAUCCGAAGACCUCUUCCAGGACUUAAGCCAACUCCAGGAAACGUGGCUCACUGAAGCUCAGGUUCCUGACAGUGACGAGCAGUUUGUUCCGGAUUUCCACUCGGAGAACUCGGUGGCCUUCCACAGCCCGCCCGUCACCAUCAAGAAGGAGCCUCAGAGCCCGGGCUCAGACCCCAGCCAGUCAUGUAGUCACAAGCAGACCUUCAGCUUCCCCAGUGGAGAGCAGUGCCUUUACGCCAGUGCCUAUGAGCAAAAGAGGGCAGCAGGAGGCGCCAAGGGUUGCCAGAUGUCGCCCAUGCAGCAGCAGCAUUAUUCCCCCAAAGGAGUGGGCGGCGGCUACAUGACCUCCGCCUCCCAGCCGCUGCCUAGCAACACGUACCCCCUCAAUGCCAGAUAUCAAGGCCCCUCAGGAGACCCCAUGUGCCCCCAGUUCCCCGGCUUCCAGCGAAUGUCCUCCGCACCGGCGGGCCACGGCGGAGGGGGCGGAGCCUACCAGCGGCAGCACUCGGAGCCGUGCGUGGCGUACGCGCAGCAGACGUUCAAGCGAGAGUACGUGGACCCGUCGUACGAGCGGGCGGCUCACCUGGCAACCCAGGCGGGACAACAUGGCCGCUGUCACACGCACAGGUUCCCCCCCGCCCACAUGAUGGUGAAGCAGGAGCCCACAGACUACACCUACGACACAGAUGUUUCCGGGUGUUCUUCCAUGUAUCAGCACAGCGAGGCCUACCCUGCCCCUCAGCAAGGCAGCGAAGGUUACCUGUUUGAAAACGACUCCCGUGUGGUUCCAGACAAGGUGGAAGGCGAGGUGAAACAGGAAGGUGGGGGCGUGUUCGGCGGGGGCGCACCUUAUCAGCGGCGAGGCUCGCUGCAGCUGUGGCAGUUCCUGGUGGCGCUGCUGGACGACCCCGCCAACGCACAUUUCAUCGCCUGGACGGGCCGAGGCAUGGAGUUCAAACUCAUCGAGCCCGAAGAGGUUGCUCGCCUGUGGGGGAUGCAGAAGAAUCGUCCGGCCAUGAACUACGACAAGCUGAGUCGCUCGCUGCGCUAUUACUACGAGAAAGGAAUCAUGCAGAAGGUGGCGGGCGAGCGCUACGUCUACAAGUUUGUGUGCGAGCCUGAGGCCCUCAUCUCGCUGGCAUUCCCCGACAAUCAGCGGCCAGGCUUGAAGGCGGAGUUUGAGCGCUACGUCAACGAGGAGGACACGGUGCCGCUGUCACACCUGGACGAGGGUACGCCCUACAACCCCGCCGACGCCGCGGGAGCCCAGACCUACUCUAAAGGCUACAUGUACUAAAGCCACGCCCCCUCGCUCUACCAAACAUCUUCAUACCCACAAUGCACCUCUUGCACACGUCCUGCUCCACUUGUAUAUACAAAUGAUCUCAUUAAGAAACUUCUGUCACAUCAACAUGACAUGAUUGCUUAGUAGUAAUAAUAAAUACUCUGAAUUAUUAUACC
Messenger RNA from Nerophis lumbriciformis (worm pipefish), 1970 nucleotides. RefSeq names its product ETS variant transcription factor 4 (gene etv4). NCBI's taxonomy places the organism in Eukaryota, Metazoa, Chordata, Actinopteri, Syngnathiformes, Syngnathidae. Gene Ontology annotation, biological process: regulation of transcription by RNA polymerase II; cell differentiation. The record is from RefSeq and is a predicted model, not a curated record. Gene Ontology annotation, molecular function: DNA-binding transcription factor activity, RNA polymerase II-specific; sequence-specific DNA binding. Gene Ontology annotation, cellular component: nucleus.